GACUGUGCAUGUUUAAAUGCAACAUGAAGUCUCUGUUUGAACUUUGACCACAGACAGUAAAAGUGUUGUCAUUGUUAAUGUUCGGAAAUAUUGACUGUUCUGUUAUUUCUUAGUGUAGCUAAGUGAGCUGUGACUCAAAAAUGAGUCACUCUGGGGAGAGAGAGGAGGAGAACACUGCCUCUAAAAUGAGUCACUCUGGGGAGAGAGAGGAGGAGAACACUGCCUCUAAAAUGAGUCUCUUUGGGGUGAGAGAGGAGAGAGGCACUGCCUCUAAGAGGAAGUAUUCUGAGAGAGAGGAGGGGGCCACUGCCUCUAAAAAGAGUCUGACUCAAGACACCAGUUCUAAGAGUGUCCAGAAGCCCAGAGCAGAGUCACCUACACCCAGCCGGGAACCUCUGAGACGUGGCAAAAUGUCUGAACAACAGAUGAAAAGCUCUGACUACCAGUUGGACUACGAAAACGUUCAGGAUCCAGUUGAGACGAUGGAGGGGAUUGUCAGCCAGGGUGCUGUAAUGUUCACACACAACCCUCUGGGUAUGAGGAGUCAAACUCUUCUGACAGUCCAACAAGACAUUAAGGCUAAACUGAAACACAAGUAUCAACACAUAUCUGAAGGAAUUGGACACCAUGGAAACCAAAGUCUGUUAAAGGACAUCUACACAGAGCUCUACAUCACAGAGGGUGGAAGUGGAGGGGUCAAUAAUGAACAUGAGGUGAGACAGAUAGAGAUGGCAUCCAAGAAACAAACCACACAAGAGACACCAAUCAAAUGCAACGACAUCUUCAAGCCUUUACCUGGACAAGACAAACCUAUCAGAACUGUGCUGACAAAAGGAAUCGCUGGCAUUGGAAAAACAGUCUCUGUGCAGAAGGUCAUCCUUGACUGGGCAGAGGGAAAAGCAAAUCAGGACGUUAAUUUCAUGUUUCCUCUUCCUUUCCGUGAUCUGAACCUGAAAAAGGACCAAUACAGUCUGAUGCAACUUCUUUCCCACUACUUCUCAGAGCUGAAAGAGAUUGACAACAUUGAAGAUGGUGAAACCAAAACUGUUUUCAUUUUUGAUGGUCUGGAUGAGUGUCGACUUCCUCUAGACUUCAAAAACAAUGAGAGGUGCUGUGAUGUCACGAAGCCAACCUCAGUGGACGUGCUGCUGACAAACCUCAUCAAGGGGAAUCUGCUUCCCUCUGCUCUCCUCUGGAUAACCUCACGGCCUGCAGCAGCCAAUCAGAUCCCACCUGAGUGUGUUGACCAGGUGACAGAGGUACGAGGGUUCAAUGAUCCACAGAAGGAGGAGUACUUCAGGAAGAAAAUCACAGAUCAGAAUCUGGCCAAUGAAAUCAUCAAACACAUGAAGACAUCAAGGAGCCUCCACAUCAUGUGCCACAUGCCAGUCUUCUGUUGGAUAUCAGCCACUGUCCUUGAGAUGAUGCUGAAAGAGGCAGAGAAGGAUGAAGUCCCCAAAACUCAGACCCAGAUGUACACACACUUCACGCUCAUCCAAUUCAUUGUGAAGAACAGGAAGUACAACAAAGCCACAGAGACAAACCCAAAGGAACUGUCUCAGUCAGACAAAGAGAUGAUCCUGAAACUGGCAAAGCUGGCUUUCCAACAGCUGCAGAAGGGCAACCUGAUCUUCUAUGAGGAGGACCUGAGAGAGUGUGGCCUUGAUGUCACAGAGGCAUCAGAGUACUCAGCAUUGUGUACAGAGAUCUUUAAAGAAGAAUCUGGGCUGAACCAAGAGAAGGUCUACAGCUUUGUGCAUCUGAGCAUUCAGGAGUUUCUAGCAGCAGUGCAUGCUUUAGAAUCAUGUCUGGACAAGAAGGAACAUGUUUUUUCCCCCACUAGUGAGGAUGAAGAGGAGGAGUCAAUCCAGUUGUUUGACUUACACAGGAGAGCAGUGGACCAGGCCUUGAAGAGUGAGAAUGGACACCUGGACCUGUUCCUCCGCUUCCUUCUGGGUCUCUCACUGGAGUCCAAUCAGAAUCGGUUACAAGGCCUUCUGACACAGACAGGAAGUACAACACAGAGCAAUGAGGAAACAGUUGAGAGAACAGUCAGGUACCUUUCAGACAACAUCGAAUGGGAAUCCUCACCAGAAAGGAUCAUCAACUUGUUCCACUGUCUGAAUGAACUUGGUGCCAACUCUCUAGUUGAAGAAAUGCAAACCUCCCUGCGAUCAGGAACUCUUUCAGAAACAGAGCUAGAACCUCAACAAUGUUCAGCCCUGGCCUACCUGUUACUGAUGUCAGAGGAGGUGCUGGAGGAGUUUGACCUGAAGACAUACACCACAUCAGAGACAGGUUAUCAGAGGUUAAUGCCGGUAGUGAAAACCUGCAAGAGAGCACUACUGUCUGGCUGUAAACUCACAUAUGAAUCCUGUGAGACUCUGGCUUCAGCUCUGCAGACACCAAACUCCCCCCUGAGAGAACUGGACCUCAGCUACAAUGACCUGGGAGACAGAGGAGUGGAGCUGCUCUGUGUUGGACUAACCAGUCCACUCUGCAACAUACAGACACUAGUGCUGUCUGGCUGUCUGGUCACAGAGGAGGGCUGUGCUGCUCUGUCUUCAGCUCUGAGGUCAAACCCCUCCCACCUGAAAGAGCUGGACCUGAGCUACAAUCACCCAGGAGACUCUGCAGGGGGACUGCUUUCAGCUGCUCUGGUGGAUCCCACAGAUAAACUGAUGAAGCUGAAUGUGGAUCAUGGUGGAGAGUUCAGGCUGAAAUCAGGGCUGAGGAAAUAUGCCUGUCAUCUCACCCUGGACCCAAAUACAGCAAACCCACACCUGAUACUGUCUGAGGGGAACAGGAAGGUGACACGGGUGGAGGAGAAGCAGCAUUAUGAAGACCAUCCAGACAGAUUUGACCAUCAUCCCCAAGUUCUCUGCAGAGAAGUCUUAUCUGGAUCUCGUUACUACUGGGAGGUGGAGAGGGGUGGUUAUGAUGGUAACAUUGGUGUGGCGUACAGAGGAAUGAAGAGGAAGGGAAAGAAAUAUGACAGUUGGAUUGGAGCCAAUAGGAAGUCCUGGGGUUUAUUCUGCUAUGACGGAGGUUAUCACUUUUUCCAUGCGGGAGUCCGUAGCAUAUCCAUCCCUGGUCCUGUUUCUAACAGAGUUGGAGUGUAUCUGGACUGGCCAGCUGGUACUUUGUCCUUCUAUAGUGUGUCCUCCUCUGGUACACUGACACACCUUUACACAGAACACACCACAUUCACUGAACCCCUCUAUCCUGGGUUUGGGGUUUAUUCCUCCUCCUCAGUGACCCUGUGUCAGAUAGAUGACCAACACAUUCAAAGAGACCAUGGUGGAGAGUGUUGUAUCAAGCCUGGACCUGAGAAAUGGAUUCCUCAGAGCUGUAAGACUUGUGACCAUGUUGAGGACUCCACACACUGGCUUCAGAUUGAACCCUUGACUUCCACUGUCCAGGGAGUGACAAUGUUCAGGCACAGGUCACCCAAAGGGCGUUAUGAGUGCACAGUGUCUGGGCUCCGCUGGGUGUGUGACAGAGAUGUCAUUCUGAAGUAUCACUUCAGGAACUGGUAUCCCUACAGUCACCUUCUGAAAGACAUGCAGUACGGACAAGGUGGUCCAUUGCUGGACAUCACUAUGGAGUUAGGUGAACUGGAGGAAGUUCAUCUGCCACACUUUGUCUGUUUAGGGACCAACCCUUCCCUGAGGAAUGAGAUGAAGAUUCUUAAUGUAGAGGAACAUGGAGUGUCUGUUGAGGAAGUGCAUGAGGUCACCAGAUUCCAUGCCAAAAUUCUCCAUCCCAAGUUCUCAGUUAUCGCUGUUAUACUGAGCUAUAUCUUUACGCGGAACAUAGAUGUCCACUGUGAGCUGAUGCUCUAUCUGUCAGUGAAAAAGCAAACACUAAUUCCACGUCUAUACCUGUUCCCCAGUAACCCCAGCCAAAUACAGGCUGUGGAACAACAGGAAAAGUCUGAAGGGUCUUCAAGGGUUCUCAUCUCAAGACCGGAGCAGGCCUUCAAACUGAAUAGUUACUUCAGACUGAACAUUCCCUGUUCUACCUACAUCAAUCCACCGAAGAUUCAUCUCAUACAUAGAGACUCCACACCAAGCUUUUUCAAGGCGGUUUUGAAAAUGACAGGGGUUGACAUUGAGAUGGAGUUAUUCGGUGAUGAUGAGAGGAUUGCAUGGAAAGAAGUGGUAUCACAAGAUGAAUACAUCACUGCCACCCAUUCAACAAGUGCUGUGUUAGGGGCAGGGCGUCCGGCUGAGAGCAGUCUGACUGGUUCUACAGCGCAGCAGCUGCGUUCUGUACGGACAGAGUUUGUGAGACGAGUGUCAGGACCUGUCCUGGAUGGUCUGCUGGACGGACUCCUGCAACACACAGUCAUCAACCAGGAGGAAAUGGAGUCAGUAAAGGUGAUAGCUGAGAGGGCAGAGAAGGCACGUGACAUCAUCGACAUGGUGUUGAGAAAAGGAACUGAGUCAUGUUCCAGGAUGAUCAACCUUCUUGGGGAGCUGGACCCCUAUCUUUGGUCACAGCUUCAGAUCUAAAGUUGUAGCCAACCCCUGGGUGUGGAGAAACCAGGCAGAAUAGACAGGCAGGGUGGUUCAACAUGGUCUUGUUGUCUGUUGCUUUAAUUCAGGCUCCUAAAAAUGUACAGAAAAUGUCAAUCAAACAUGACCACUAUAAUAGCAAUAAACUAACCAAAGGUCCAGCCACACAGCCUCUCUCCUUCUGCAGCCUCCUGGAGGUGUGGAUCUUCUAGCAGGAGGAUCAGUUAGUCCUCCACUAGGUACCUAGCUGGACCCCUAUCUAGCAGGAGGGUCAGUUAGUCCUCCACUAGGUACC
This is a messenger RNA of Coregonus clupeaformis (lake whitefish), 4815 nucleotides long. RefSeq names its product NACHT, LRR and PYD domains-containing protein 5. NCBI's taxonomy places the organism in Eukaryota, Metazoa, Chordata, Actinopteri, Salmoniformes, Salmonidae. Gene Ontology annotation, biological process: regulation of apoptotic process. The coding region runs from base 141 to 4517 and encodes 1458 amino acids. Gene Ontology annotation, molecular function: protein binding. The record is from RefSeq and is a predicted model, not a curated record. The transcript has 16 exons.